UGUCUGAUUUGCCUACAAUAAUUUUUGGUGCUGAUGUAACACAUCCACAGCCUGGAGAGGAUUCUGGCCCUUCAAUAGCAGCCGUGGUUGCUUCGAUGGAUUGGCCAGAGGUGACCAAGUAUAGAGCAUUGGUCUCCGCACAGAAGCACCGGGAGGAGAUUAUCCUUGAUCUUUAUAAUUCAACUACAGAUGAUAAAAAGGGCAAAGUCCAAGGUGGAAUGAUAAGAGAUGGUGUUAGUGACGGACAGUUCAGUCAAGUGAUGCUUCAUGAGGUAGAUGCUAUAAGAAAGGAAGGAUAUCUUCCUCCAAUUACACUUGUUAUUGUUCAGAAAAGGCAUCAUACCCGGCUUUUCCCAGCUGAUUACGACAACCGUGAUUCCAUGGACAAGAGUGGAAACAUUCAACCAGGCACUGUUGUUGAUACCCAAAUCUGCCACCCAACUGAGUUUGACUUCUACCUUAACAGUCAUGUUGGAAUUCAGGGAACCAUUCGGCCUACUCACUACCAUGUCUUGUUUGAUGAGAACAAUUUCCCUACUGAUGCCUUGCAAGUUCUCACCAACAAUCUCUGCUAA
Humulus lupulus (European hop) is the source of this 575-nucleotide messenger RNA. RefSeq names its product protein argonaute 5-like. The transcript is spliced from 6 exons. Gene Ontology annotation, molecular function: nucleic acid binding. Gene Ontology annotation, cellular component: cytoplasm. Lineage: Eukaryota; Viridiplantae; Streptophyta; Magnoliopsida; Rosales; Cannabaceae. Gene Ontology annotation, biological process: regulatory ncRNA-mediated post-transcriptional gene silencing. The record is from RefSeq and is a predicted model, not a curated record. The coding region runs from base 96 to 575 and encodes 159 amino acids.